UUCUCGGAGGCACUGGCAGCCCCAGACUCGGAGAACUGGGCCGCAAAGCUCACCGGUGAGCCAUGGCGUCGGCGGUGGCGGCAGCGGCAGCAGUGCGGACCCGGAUCCUGCAGGUUUCUUCUAAAGUAAGCUCCACAUGGUACCCAGCGUCCUCCUUCUCUUCGUCGUCAGUGCCAACUGUAAAACUCUUCAUUGAUGGGAAAUUUGUUGAAUCCAAAAGUGAUAAAUGGAUUGACAUCCACAACCCAGCUACCAAUGAGGUCAUCGGUCGGGUCCCUCAAUCCACCAGAGCGGAAAUGGAUGCAGCUGUUGCGGCCUGCAAACGUGCUUUCCCUGCAUGGGCAGACACGUCCAUUUUAAGCCGUCAGCAGGUCCUGCUCCGCUAUCAACAACUUAUUAAAGAAAACCUGAAAGAAAUUGCCAAGUUAAUCACACUGGAACAAGGGAAGACUCUAGCUGAUGCUGAAGGAGAUGUGUUCCGAGGCCUUCAGGUGGUCGAGCAUGCCUGUAGUGUGACAUCCCUCAUGCUGGGAGAGACCAUGCCAUCUAUCACCAAAGACAUGGACCUUUAUUCCUACCGUCUGCCUCUGGGUGUGUGUGCAGGCAUUGCACCAUUUAAUUUUCCUGCCAUGAUCCCCCUUUGGAUGUUUCCUAUGGCUAUGGUUUGUGGAAAUACUUUCCUAAUGAAACCAUCAGAGCGAGUACCUGGAGCAACUAUGCUUCUUGCUAAGUUGCUUCAGGAUUCUGGUGCCCCCGAUGGAGCAUUGAACAUCAUCCACGGACAGCACGAAGCUGUAAAUUUUAUUUGCGACCAUCCAGACAUCAAAGCAAUCAGCUUUGUGGGCUCCAACCAGGCAGGAGAGUACAUCUUUGAAAGAGGGUCAAGAAAUGGCAAGAGGGUUCAAGCCAACAUGGGUGCCAAAAACCAUGGGGUAGUCAUGCCAGAUGCCAAUAAGGAAAACACCCUCAACCAGUUGGUUGGUGCCGCAUUUGGAGCUGCUGGCCAACGCUGCAUGGCUCUUUCAACAGCCAUCCUUGUAGGAGAAGCUAAGAAGUGGCUGCCAGAGCUGGUGGAGCGUGCCAAAAAUCUGCGAGUCAAUGCAGGAGACCAGCCCGGAGCUGAUCUUGGCCCUCUCAUCACCCCCGAGGCCAAAGAGCGAGUCUGCCGUCUGAUUGACAGUGGAACAAAAGAGGGGGCUUCCAUCCUUCUGGAUGGGCGAAAAAUUAAAGUCAAAGGCUAUGAAAAUGGUAACUUUGUUGGACCAACCAUCAUCUCCAAUGUCAAGCCAAGUAUGACCUGUUACAAAGAGGAGAUUUUUGGCCCAGUUCUUGUGGUUUUGGAGACCGACACAUUGGAUGAAGCCAUCAAGAUUGUAAAUGACAACCCAUAUGGAAAUGGAACUGCCAUCUUCACAACCAAUGGAGCCACUGCACGGAAAUAUUCUCACAUGGUGGAUGUCGGACAGGUGGGCGUGAAUGUCCCCAUUCCAGUGCCUUUGCCAAUGUUUUCCUUCACCGGCUCUCGAUCUUCCUUCAGGGGAGACACCAAUUUCUAUGGCAAACAGGGCAUCCAGUUUUACACUCAGCUAAAGACUAUCACAUCUCAGUGGAAAGAAGAGGAUGCUACUCUUUCCUCACCUGCUGUAGUCAUGCCUACCAUGGGGCGUUAGAAGCAAGUUCUUCAAGACUCAAUACAAUCUGAGUCAUUUCCCAUCAUUCUUGGCCACCUUCACUUGCCAUCUUUGCUCAAAUCAGAUCCAUGAUAAUGGAAUAUGAUGGAACUAAACUCUUUCUUAGAACUGCUAGUCCCUUCAAAGUAAUAGGGAGACAGCAGGGAAACCCUAGUGCUGUCUGCACUUGCUCUCUGUACUUCUGUUCUGGAGUAACUUGUAAUUGUGAAAUUCUUAAUUGGAGUGAGAGAUGAGAACUGCCUUCUAACAGUUCUUCUGAUGACUUGGAAAGGAAUGCCAGUGUAGGGACAGAGUUCCCAAUAAUUGGAAGAACUCUUGGAUAGGGAAAUAGGAAGUAACAGUUCACCCUCAGGUUGAGCUUCAAACACAGCCCUCCAUCGAUUCUCACACUUUAUGUUUUCUCUCAUCCCAACAUUGUGUCAACUGCUGCUUCUCUGCUCAAUGCCACUUUCUUCUUGUUUUGAUUCAUGACCACUUAAUUCUAUCAUUGUCCAUAUUCUUUUUUUUUUUUUUUUUUUUUUUUUUUUUGGUUUUUCGAGACAGGGUUUCUCUGUGGCUUUGGAGCCUGUCCUGGAACUAGCUCUUGUAGACCAGGCUGGUCUCGAACUCACAGAGAUUCACCUGCCUCUGCCUCCCAAUCCAUAUUCUUUUCUUAAAAUACUUCUCAAAGAUACCUCAGGACGCAAACAAUAUGUUAGCUUUUUGUUAUGUGUGCCAUGUUUCAUGGUUCACUUCAGCAAUCAUUAUCAAUACUCUAGCCAUUAAUACAGAUGCAAAUAAAUCCUUAGAAAAAUUAUAUCUCAAGUUAUUUUUUACCCAGAAAUCAAAGAAUGUUCCAAUCAUGAAAGUGGAUAAGAUUCUUUGCCUUAAAAAAGCCUAACCUAUUUUUUAUUUGCCAAAUUUUGUGUUAUUCUUUCUUUUGCCAGCAUUUCUCAUUAAUUGAUACUUUUUAAUGAAAGAUCUUUUCAUAUAGAAUAACUGAUUGGGCCACAAGAAACAAGUUUCCAUGCUUUGACAGUAUUUGGCCAUCACUUCUUCAACUGUCUUUCAACUUGCCUCUCUGAUAAUCUAAACCUUAAGUCAGAAGGCUUCUGUGCUGAGUAGAGUAGUUUCUGGCUGUCUGACCUGUCUGAAGCCCAGCUUUCUGAACUAGACGGCCGCUUGCUCUGCUAGCUUAAUCCUCAGUGCUGAGUGAGCCCUGGUACCGAUCAUUUAUUUUCCUCUAUUCUGUACAGUCACAUGGACAGUGCUGCUCUGGCCCAUCAGGUUAUUUGGUGAGUUAAAAUAAAGGUGGUUAAAAACCUUGAAAAUUCCUACUCUGUGGGCAUAAGAUUAUUAGGGUAUCCUCAUCUGGUAGAAUUCAGAGCCUUCAAUCAUUUUAACAAAAUACAACUCUGAUUUUUUUGUUUUCCAUCCUAAAGUCAAGUAUUAACUUGUAGUUUGUGAAAAAACAUCCUGUGUUUUCUUAUAAAACAUAGUUCAUACCUAAUUCAAUCCAACAACUUUGGACUGGGUUGAAAAGUGGUUAUUAUAUAAAUUCCAAACAAUUUAAUUACAAAAAAAAUCUAAUAUUUUCAUUAGAUAUAAAGGACAGUACUUUUAAAAACUGCCGACUAAUCAAAAUUGUGUUACUUUAAUUAGAAUCAACUGAUUUGGGCAGCUACUUAUGCUCAAAGAGUUUGUUUCUUAGAUGAAAUCUACAGUUCUAUUCAGGUUAGUAUCACUAAAACAGAGAACCAGCAUUUUCCUUUUUAUUCUUUUAUGAUCUCAUUUGAGUUUUGUCAGAUUAUGUACUGAUUAUGAAUAACCAAGUACAAAUAAAAAGUCCUUAAGAAAAAAA
Messenger RNA from Chionomys nivalis (European snow vole), 3531 nucleotides. It is a transcript of the gene Aldh6a1, whose product is annotated as aldehyde dehydrogenase 6 family member A1. The transcript is spliced from 12 exons. Gene Ontology annotation, molecular function: malonate-semialdehyde dehydrogenase (acetylating, [NAD(P)+]) activity; methylmalonate-semialdehyde dehydrogenase (acylating, NAD+) activity. The record is from RefSeq and is a predicted model, not a curated record. The coding region runs from base 63 to 1670 and encodes 535 amino acids. Gene Ontology annotation, cellular component: mitochondrion. NCBI's taxonomy places the organism in Eukaryota, Metazoa, Chordata, Mammalia, Rodentia, Cricetidae. Gene Ontology annotation, biological process: thymine catabolic process; L-valine catabolic process.